Molecule: messenger RNA, 465 nt
Organism: Vicia faba (fava bean)
Lineage: Eukaryota; Viridiplantae; Streptophyta; Magnoliopsida; Fabales; Fabaceae
Source: the annotation of a GenBank genome assembly
AUGAAGAUAGACCUAAAGGAUCUUGAAUUUGGAGAAUGUUGUGCGAUGAAGAUUCUAAAAAUCAAAAGUGAUGGAGAUAAAGGUGUGAAUCAGAGAGUGGACGAUUUGAUGAAAGUUGAAGAAGAUUCAAUGCAGUUCAUAGAUGAGAUAGUGCAGGAAUUGGAGGUGAAGAUUGGGGGAAGAACGAGGAAGAGUGAAAGUGAAGAAAAUGGUGAUGAUGAAGAUGGAAACCCCCCUGAUAAAUCUUUGAAUAGAGAAUGUGAAUUUGGGCUGCAUACACAAGCCGACUUUGAAUACGGAUUUAAAGGUGAAUGUAGAUUGAAAUGUGGACCUGAUACAUGUGAGCUUCGGUUUCCGAAUUGGUUUCGGAUGGCUACUAGUCGUAUGCAGCAGGUAAGCUUGAUGUUAAGGGUGAGAACCAAGUUGCAAAGUUAUUUUGAUCAUGGAGGACUUAAGGAGAAUUGA